Messenger RNA from Dictyostelium purpureum, 951 nucleotides. RefSeq lists its product as uncharacterized. Bases 1 to 951 code for a protein of 316 amino acids. The transcript has a single exon. Lineage: Eukaryota; Evosea; Eumycetozoa; Dictyosteliales; Dictyosteliaceae. The record is from RefSeq and is a predicted model, not a curated record.
AUGGACGAAAUUUUAUUUUGGUGUGUUAUUAGAAAUAAAUAUUUAUUAUUUAAUAUAUUUAAACAAUUAAAACUAUUAAUUAAAAACUAUAGUUUAGAGAUCAACGAUUUACAAGAACUAUUAGAACAUCAAGAAAGAACCUAUAUUACCAAUUUAUAUUUUUCAACAAAUGAAAUAUUAAAACCACAUUAUAUUCCUUCAUCAGUAGAGAAAUUGGUAUUCAACGAUGAGUUUAAUCAACCUUUAACACCUAGUGGUUGUAUUCCUUUUAGUGUUACUCUUUUAGAGUUUGGUGAAAGGUUUAAUUAUCCAAUCGAUGCAGAGGAGUGCAUACCACAUUCAGUACAAAUGUUAACACUCGGAAAAGAUUUCAAUAAACCCAUAGUAUCACUACCAAAAUCAAUUCAAACAUUGAUAUUUGGUGAUUCAUUUAACCAUCAAUUAAUAAUACCAGAAAAUAUAGAUAAUUUAAAAAAAAUAAAAUUUGGUGAUAAUUAUAAUCACCAGAUUACAACAGUUCCCAAAUGUUUAGAAAAGCUUAUUCUAGGUGAAAGGUUUAAUAAGAAGUUUCAAAUCGAUAGAGUUUCAACCUCAUUACAUACGCUAUUAUUUGGUGAUAACUUUAAUCAGCCUUUAUCCUAUCUACCAGAGUCUCUCGCUAUAUUGAAAUUUGGAAAAAAUUUUAACCAACCUAUUCUACCCAAUGUAAUACCACAAUCAGUAACAGUUCUUAGAUUUGGUGCAUGUUUUAAUCAACCUAUUACACUUAUUAAAUCAAUAAUACCCAGUUCUAUCACAACUCUUGAAUUGGGUUCAAAUUAUAAUCAUCCAAUUACAGAAGGAGUUCUUUCAAAAUCAAAUUUAACAACUUUAAAACUAUCAAAAAACUAUAAAUACUCUUUAAAGCAACCAAAUAUUAUUCCAUCAUCAACUUCAACAAUAUUUGUUUAA